GUGGGGAGGAAGUUUGUAUCGCCAGAGCUCUUAGGUACUCAAGAAAUAAGGAAAGCUCUCAACCCUUCACACGAAUUGUCAAGUUGCAAUCUCAACACUCAACCCGGCACAGAUGGAAAGCGUACUCAGACUGGCCCCGACUGGAUUCAAACCCUGGAACCUUCAUUCCAGAGUCCAACACUGAUGUCAUUGCGCCACCAGCUGGCCCUACAGGACAAUUUACAAUAACCUACUAACCAGUACGUCUUGGACUGUAGGAGGAAACCCAACUGGUUCACUGGAAGAACAUAAGUUCAAAGUUUCAGGCUGAAUUGCACAGGCUGGAAUUUACACUGUUGGAAAGAAAACUUUGGAAAGGAUAUCUUGAUCUAAGGACUAAAAAAUGAACACCACAGGCUCGUCGACGAAUCUGAGCUGCCGCUAUUUGCGUAACCCCACUGUGACCGAAGUGCCCAUUCCUCUCUUAUACUCCAUGGCCUUUAUCGGAGGAUUCCUGCUGAACGUAUUGGCUGCCUGGAUCUUCUGCUAUGUUCCAAAUAAGUCCAGCUUUGUGAUUUACCUCAAGAACACUGUGGCAGCUGACCUGCUGAUGGUAGUUACACUUCCAUUUAAAAUCCUCUCUGAUACACCGUUUGGGACCUGGCAGUUGAAAGCCAUUGUGUGUCGUUACACAGCUGUUGUGUUCUACAGCAGCAUGUAUGUCAGUAUAAUAUUCCUUGGCCUGAUCAGCCUCGACCGGUACUUGAAGAUUGUUCAGCCUCAAAAAAAUCUCUUCAUGCAGAAAGUAACGGUUGCCAAGGUGAUCAGUGUGGGCUGCUGGGUGUUUGUAAUGAGCUUUGCCCUGCCGAGUAUCAUUUUGACCAACAAGGCCCCCACACCUGAAACUGCAGGUGCCUGCAUGAAGUUGAAAAGUGACAUCGGGCGUAUUUGGCACAAGAUUAUAAUUAUCAAAUACCAAGUUAUUUUUUGGAUUGUUUUUCUCCUUCUUACUCUGUGUUAUUUAGCCAUCUUAAAGAAAUUAUAUUGGUCCAAACAGAAAUUUCAGAGGGACUCUGUCAGUGUGGUAAAGAAAGCAAACCGUAACAUUUUCAGUAUCCUGGCUGUCUUCUUCAUCUGCUUUGUGCCGUACCAAUUUAUCAGGAUCCCGUACGACAAGUACCGAUCAGCCAAUGAAAACUGUGUAACAAGUAACAAUCUGUACUAUGCAAAGGAGUUCACACUGCUCCUGUGUGCAUUCAACAUUUGCCUCGAUCCAGUCAUCUACUUCCUCCUGAGCAAGGCCUUCACCAGACAGCUGUGCAGAAAGUUGAGAGCGGAGAGAAGUCGGAAAAUCAAAAUCAGUGAAGGGAGGAACAGGCCGCAGUCAAGCAACACCUCCAUCCAAACCACUGGUUGCAGUAAAGUGUUAGCUGAACAGAUCAAUUCCAAUACUCCCCAGCUCACCUUCGACACAAAGGAACCUAUGGAGAUGAACCUACCACAGGACUCAUCAGAAGUUUGAAUGCUACGCUUCUCAGGAUGAACAUCAAUAUCAUGAAAUUUCUGUCACUUCCUCAAAUGCACAUUUGGAGAAUUUUUCCUCCAAAAAUUCCUCUGGUAAUAACUCAUCAUUUCUUUCCUGUAUUAAUUCCUCCCAUAUCUCAAAUAAUGAUGGAGAAAGGUACAAGUCAGUAGAUCACCAUCUAUCGUUAAAUAAACAAUACCAUUUGUUGGCACCAAAAUGUACUCCUGUUUGCCAUUGAGAGGAAAGUGCCCCCCAGCAACUUCACCGACAGGACUUUACAACAGAAAGCAAAGUGAUUUGAUAAUUUUACACAUCAUUAAUUCAAUGUCAGAUACCACCAAAAAGUCAGAAUGAAAAAGGAACAAGGAAUUCGGUCCAUUAGCACUUUUUCAUAAUUCACUGAUCUGAUCUUGGCCUGACCUGAACUUCCAAGUGGUGAUACGAUAUGGAAUCGGGACUUUCUGGCUGACUGCUCCUUGCCAAACAGGAUUUCCAUCUCACCUAGUCCCAUUUGCCAGUGCUUGGCUCAUAUGCAAAUCUUUCCAAUCCACAUAUCUGUCUAAGUACCUACUAAAUGUCAUUGAUGUACCUGACUCAUUCUAUAUAACAACCAUGCUCUGGGUGAAAAAAUUGCCCUCAUGUUCUUAUUAACUGUCGGCCCUCUCAACUUAAUCUAUGUUGUCCAGCCCUUGAUUCAACAACCCUGAGAAAAACAUUGCAUGCAUUGAUCUUAAUAAUGUCCCUCAUCUCAAUAGGAUCACUCCUCCUUCACCUGCAGUAUUGAAAAGACCUUUCUGGAUAACUAAAUACCCUCAUGUCUCAGCAACAUCCUCGUAAUUACCUUCUACACACUUUCUCACCUCAAAACCAUCUUUCCAUUAAAACAGAGUGGCACGGUAGCGUAGUGGUUAGUAUAACAACACAACAUUGCCUGUGACCUGGUUUCCAUUCCUGUUGCUGUCUGUAAGGAGUUUGUACGUUCUCCCUGUGACUGUGUGAGUUUCCUCAUGGUGCUCAGAGUCCAUCCAAAGAUGUACAGGUUAGCGAGUUAAUUGGACACAUUGGUGUAACUGAGUAGUGUGGGCUUAUGAUCCAGAAGAGUCUGUACUGUGCUCUAUCUCUAAAGAAAAAUGAACACAAUACUUCAAAUAUGGCAUCACUGGUCUUUUACGUCAGUUUCAAAGUUGAAAAAGUUCAAAGCAAAUUUAUUAUUAAAGUACAUAUAUGUCUCCAUAUACUACCGUGAGAUUCAUUGUCUUGUGGGCAUUCACAGUAGAUACAAAGAAACACAGCAGAAUCAAUGAAAAAGACACACACAGCAAAGAUGGUCAAAUGGCCACUGUGCAAAAGACAAUGUGACCAAAAGACCAAGUUAUCAGAAGAUUGAUGCUGAUAAGAGAGACAGAGAGAGAAACAUUCCAAAUGUUAAUGAGAGACGAGAGAGAUUAACGAAAAGAGACACAGUUCCGAGUAUUGUCAGACCGGUUGCUUUGAACCUGAACUGUUCGAAGUUUGAUGGACAGGCGAUACCCCAGCAGGGGGAUAAAAGGAACAGUUUCGCUAAGGCAAGGGACACACCAUGACACCACGAGAUAAUGAGACCCUGGAAGUGCGUUGUGCCCCCCCCCCCACCAGUUGGUGGAAGUUUUGGAGGUCUGGUUGCGGGACCGACCAUAGACGCACAUGGUGGAAAGGUACGAUCAGCGAGAACCUGGUGUGUGUGUCCACCCUUGCCUGGGUGCCGGGUUCACCGCAGAAGAAUGAUCGUAUCUGGAACGGAGGGAUCACAGUCGGUGACCUCAGAAGACAUUACAAAGGGCUCGCCUGAAAGCUAACUGCGAGGAAUAUCAAAGGUCUGUUUGAAUCCGAUUUGAAUAUCAUCAUUCGCUUGCUCUCUCUCCCCCCCCCCAACGGCACAACAACGAUUACUGCGAACUGAACUAAACUGAACUGAACUCUGUGUCACUUGAGACUGAUCAUUUUACCCCGAGACUGCGAUAGAGCUUGAUUGAUCCUAUUAUCCUAGUUCUGUGUACAUGUGUGUUUUAUCAUUGCUAACCUGUUAUAUUUAUAUCCUUAUGAUUAGAGUACUGUGUUGCUUAUUUCUUUAAUAAAACUUUCUUAGUUCCAGUAAUCCAGACUCCAACUAAGUGGUCCAUUUCUGCUGGUUUGGCAACCCAGUUACGGGCUAUGUUACGACAACAAACUGCAAAUACGAAAAAGGAAAACAAAUAAUAAUAAAUAAAUAAACAAUGAAUAUUGAGAAAAUUUGCUGAAGAGUCCUUGAAAAUGAGGCCACAGGUGGUGGGAACAAGUGAUGGGGCAAGUGAAGUUGAGUGAAGUUAUCCCCUCUGGUGUAAGACCCUGAUGGUUGAGGGGUAAUAACCGUUCCUCAAUCUAGCGCUGAGAGUUCUGAGGCUCCUUUACUGACUUCCUUAUGGCAGUAAUAAGAAGAGAGCAUGUCCUGCUCCUUGUAGAUGUACUCAAAGCUGGAUCUAUUGAAUCCUCUCUUUUCAGUCCAGUAAUUUAUUAAAUGUUCCAAGAUAACGCUUUUGUCUGAGUGAGGAAGUUAAGAAAUUAAGAGACUCUGACACGUGAACUUCAGUGAUUCUGAGGCGGAGCUGCACAGGGCAUGGCACACGCUUCAGCACAAUAUGAGCUCAUUUAGCUUGAAGAGCAUGAAAACUAUGAAGGAAAUCAUGACUCUGAUGUCUCAGUGCAAAACAGAGGGAGAGGACUCAAGAUGGACAAGCCCAACAAUACUAGAUACACAUGCAGAAGGAGAAGAAGUCUGUAAAUUUCAAUACAACUGCAUUAAGGUAGGAAGACUGCAUGAAGUCUUUGAUAUUCAGUGAACAUCAUUAGAGAUUGAACAGAGGUGUUUUUCUCAAAAAAAGUAGUUCUAUACGAUAACCAAGUAUUAAGAAAUAUAUGAACCCAGUUUACAACUCCAGUUAUAGAGAAAUGAAAAGAAAAUGAAGCCAUUUAUUUUUAUCUUCUUCUUAAAUUUAAUAUUUUUAUUGAGCUUAGUUUGUUCCCUCAGCACUAUCGGAGUAUUCAAGGCAGUCCAUCUAGGGCAGCAGCUGGACAGUUCCCAUUUUCAGGAAUCUCAGGGUAGAAAGUGUCAACUCAGGCAGACCUCAGUUUACAUACAUAGAAUAGUACAGCACAGUACAGGCCCUUCAGCCCACAAUGUUGUACUGACCCUUAAACCCUGCCUCCCAUAUAACCCCCCACAUUAAAUUCCUCCAUAUACCUGUAUAGUAGUCUCUUAAAUUUCACUGGUGUAUCUGCCUCCACCACUGACUCAGGCAGUGCAUUCCAUGCACCAACCACUCCCUGAGUAAAAAACCUUCCUCUAAUAUCCCCCUUGAACUUCCCACCCCUUACCAUGUCCUCUUGUAUUGAGCAGUGGUGCCCUGCAGAAGAGGCACUGGCUGUCCACUCUACCUAUUCCUCUUAAUAUCUUGUACACCUCUAUCAUGUCUCCUCUCAUCCUCCUUCUCUCCAAAGAGUAAAGCCCUAGUUCCCUUAAUCUCUGAUCAUAAUGCAUACUCUCUAAACCAGGCAGCAUCCUGGUAAAUCUCCUCUGUACCCUUUCCAAUGCUUCUACAUCCUUCCUAUAGUGAGACGACCAGAACUGGACACAGUACUCCAAGCGUGGC
This is a messenger RNA of Mobula hypostoma (lesser devil ray), 5169 nucleotides long. Its product is annotated as P2Y purinoceptor 14-like. Gene Ontology annotation, biological process: G protein-coupled receptor signaling pathway. The record is from RefSeq and is a predicted model, not a curated record. Bases 383 to 1501 code for a protein of 372 amino acids. Gene Ontology annotation, molecular function: G protein-coupled purinergic nucleotide receptor activity. Gene Ontology annotation, cellular component: membrane. Lineage: Eukaryota; Metazoa; Chordata; Chondrichthyes; Myliobatiformes; Myliobatidae. The transcript has 4 exons.